AUGGGACGACUGGAAUCUCUUGAUCUAUCAAGAAAUCAUCUCUCUGGGACAAUUCCUUCUAGCAUUUCAAAACUAUCCUCCUUGGGUUUCUUGAAUUUGUCUUUCAAUAACUUGUCAGGGAAAAUUCCGUCAAGUACACAAAUGCUAAGUUUUGAUGCUUCUUCCUUUGCUGGUAACCAACUUUGCGGCCGCCCCCUGACAGUGCAUUGUGGCAGCAGCAGCACUGAUGGUGUGACUGUAAUCAAAGAAGAAAGUGUCGAAACUGCUGUGGAUUAUUGGCUUUAUAUCUGCAUUGGUGUGGGGUUUGUGAUCGGCUUUUGGGCUGUUUCUUUUACUCUAAUACUGAAGAAGUCAUGGAGAUACGCCUAUUUCCGCUUUGUGGAUGAAGCUUGGUACAGGUUACAGGAACACUUUUUCUCUAUUAGAUUCAUGUUAAAAUAG
Coffea eugenioides is the source of this 441-nucleotide messenger RNA. Its product is annotated as receptor-like protein EIX2. Gene Ontology annotation, molecular function: protein binding. The record is from RefSeq and is a predicted model, not a curated record. The transcript has a single exon. NCBI's taxonomy places the organism in Eukaryota, Viridiplantae, Streptophyta, Magnoliopsida, Gentianales, Rubiaceae. Bases 1 to 441 code for a protein of 146 amino acids.